Molecule: messenger RNA, 3233 nt
Organism: Grus americana (Whooping crane)
Lineage: Eukaryota; Metazoa; Chordata; Aves; Gruiformes; Gruidae
Gene: SEPTIN4
Product: septin 4
Exons: 12
Coding region: 93-1475 (460 amino acids)
Biological process (GO): regulation of exocytosis; cytoskeleton-dependent cytokinesis
Cellular component (GO): microtubule cytoskeleton; septin complex; septin ring
Molecular function (GO): GTPase activity; GTP binding; molecular adaptor activity
Source: RefSeq, a predicted model, not a curated record
CCGCCGGCUGCUAUUUCUGCUAAUCCCGGCGGCGGGGCCCGGCCGUGCCGCUCGGCAGCCGCCGCUCCCGGACGGCGCCCGGCGCCGCAGCCAUGAUAAAGCGUUUCCUGAAGGAGGACUCAGAGGAGGCUGAGCUGACCCAGCUCCUGCGGGAUUGCCCACCGGCCGACAGCGCCAGGAAAGUGGAGCCACCAGAGAGCCGACGGGAGCCUGGCCACCCCCUCUGCGGCGUGGGCAGGGUCCCCCCCAAUGAACCCACCGACGAGAGGGAUGCCAGGAUCUUCUCCCGGUCUCGGCCCCUGGAUUUCCAGCAGCACAUCGCUGCCCCCCCACCCCCCAGCCCCAACCGCCCACGGAGCCCCUGGGGGCAGCUGGACCCCUACGACUCCUCCGAGGAUGACAAGGAGUACGUGGGCUUUGCCACGCUGCCCAACCAGGUCCAUCGGAAGUCGGUGAAGAAGGGCUUCGACUUCACCCUCAUGGUUGCAGGGGAAUCCGGGCUGGGCAAGUCCACCCUGGUCAACAGCCUCUUCCUGACGGAUAUGUACAGAGACCGCAAGCUGCUGAACGCCGAAGAGCGCAUCACACAGACGGUGGAGAUCACCAAGCACGUGGUAGACAUCGAGGAGAAGGGUGUCAAGCUGCGCCUGACCAUUGUGGAUACGCCGGGCUUUGGCGAUGCCGUCAACAACACUGAGUGCUGGAAGCCGGUGGCCGACUACAUUGACCAGCAGUUCGAGCAGUAUUUCCGUGACGAAAGUGGCCUCAACCGGAAAAACAUCCAGGACAACCGCGUCCACUGCUGCAUCUACUUCAUCUCGCCCUUUGGCCAUGGGCUCCGGCCCCUGGACGUGGAGUUCAUGAGAGCCCUGCACCAGAGGGUGAACAUUGUGCCUGUUCUGGCCAAGGCUGACACUCUGACCCCCACCGAGGUGGAGCGCAUGAAGAACAAGAUCCGGGAGGAGAUCGACCACUACGGCAUCCGUAUCUACCAGUUCCCUGAGUGCGACUCGGAUGAGGAUGAGGAGUUCAAGCUCCAGGACCAGGCGCUGAAGGAGAGCAUCCCCUUUGCCGUCAUCGGUAGCAACACGGUCGUGGAGGCCAAAGGCCGGCGUGUCCGCGGGCGCCUCUACCCCUGGGGCAUCGUGGAAGUGGAGAACCCAUCCCACUGCGACUUUGUGAAGCUGCGGACGAUGCUGGUGAGGACCCACAUGCAGGACCUCAAGGACGUGACACGGGAAACCCACUAUGAGAACUACCGCACGCAGUGCAUCCAGAGCAUGACCCGCAUGGUGGUGAAGGAGAGGAACCGCAACAAGCUGACACGGGAGAGCGGGACAGAUUUCCCCAUCCCCGUCAUCCCCCCGGUGCCAGAUGCGGAGACGGAGAAGCUCAUCCGGGAGAAGGACGAGGAGCUGCGGCGGAUGCAGGAGAUGCUCCAGAAGAUCCAGAAGCAGAUGAAGGACUCGCACUAGCCUCCUCUUCCUCCUCCUCCACCUCCUCCUCCUCACCCCCCCCAGAUCAGAAAUGUUUACAUCACGUUCCAUCCUGUCCCGGCCCCACUGCGACACUCAGUACCAACACCGCACCCGCCACCUUAAGCUGCUGCGGUAUCGCCUUAUCCGACGGGCCAGCGCCGUCCCACCGGGACAGCGAGGGGAGGGGGGCACCCGGCCCUGGGGUCCCCUGCACCCUGUCCUGGCCGGAUGCCUCCGCAGCCUUGCCUGGGCUGGGGACAGUGUCGUCCCCCGAGCUUUGGCUUUCUGUAUUUCCCCCGCAGCUCUGGGGAGGGCCACCGGCCAGCCCGUUCCCCUUGUCCCCAUGUCACCUUCGGCUGCCUGCUUACGGCCUUUCUGCUCAGCUCAGCCCUGGCUGAAGGGAAGAGGAAAGGGGGGGCUGGUCCCAGCCUCCCCAACGCCCAGCUGCCCUGCUGUGGGGGAUGGGGUUGCUCCCCCUGCCCCCCCCCCGACAGCAGCUCCUGGGGCCCACAGCUGAGUGAGGGGAUGGAGGGGUGGCCGGUGUCACCUCCGUGCCAGCACCGGUGCCCGGAGGGGCUGCAGCUGGGUGACGUCCAGCCCUGUGCCCAUGGCAGGGUCCCCGUCCCACAGAGCCUUGUGGAGAGCUGCGGCACGAGGAGCGGUGGGGAAUGACAGUCCCUGCAGAAAGUCCCUUGAACCCCAAAUCAGAGUCCGGGUCCCUGGCCUGCCCCCCCCUUGCUGUUGGCCCUGUAAAGCAAUAACGACCAUCCCGUGCCCGCGGCGCUUCCCCACCCGCAGCAACAGCAUUGUCCCUUGCUGGCGUUUCGGCCCCUGGUGCCGUUUGCUUGUCUGUGGUGUCCCUGUGCGUCUCCCCCAAGGUCCUGUCCCUGCUGCUUCCUGGCACAGCAUCACAGUGUGUCCCUCUGUGUCCCCCCGGGAUGUCCCCAUCCAUGCUGCUUCCCAGCAAAGCAGUGCUGCGUGUCCCCCAUCCCCCCAGGAUGUCCCAAUCUGUGUGGCUGCCCCGUGGAGCACUGUGUCGUGUGUCCCCCCAGGCUGUGCCCGUGCCUGUUGCUUUCCCGCAGCGUACUGUGUCGUGUCCCUGUGUGCCCCCAGGAGGUCCCCAUCUGUGUUGCUGCCCCGCAGAGCAGCGCUGUGUGUGCCCGGGGCGAGCCCUGCCCUGCGCCUCCCGGCCAGCGGCACCCCUGGGGAGAUGGACCCGAACACCCCCAGCUCCCUGCUCCCCCCUGGGUAUGGGGAAAGACGAAAGGGGACGGCGAGGCUGCAGGGUGGAGGCAGAACUGGGAGCAGUGGGAUCACUGGGAGCUCACUGGCACGGGGACGUGUCCCCUCCCUGCAGGGCCACUCGUGCCGGCGUCUCCCGGGUGGGUUCACCCCUGGGUGAGAGGUUUGCACCCGGGCAGCUUGGCUGAGAGGGGCUGCAUGCGGCCGAGGUGCGGGGUGGGUGCUGCGGGGUGCUGGGGCAGCGUCCGGCACGUGCCACCCGUGUCCCCGCACCAGCUGGAGGGUCCCUUGGCCCCCGCGGGCAGGGACCCCGUGGGCAGGGCCCCGCAGGGUGUAUUAGCGCUUUCCUUUUUUUAAUCUUGCUAUUUUCUUACAGAAGUACCUACCUUCGCAUGAUGGUCAUAGAGGCAUUUAUUAAAGGAUAAGCAGAGUCUAGGUUUAUAAAUUCUUAUAGAGCUAGUGGAAAUCUUUUUAUCCCUCCACAACCGUUCUCAAUAAAUACGGCUGACCCGG